AAAGAACGUGGUUAGCGGUUUAUUGUUACGGCAUUUAAAUAAUAUUCUUACAAGAUGAAAUAUAUUUUGGUGACAGGAGGUGUAAUAAGUGGUGUAGGUAAAGGAAUCAUAUCAAGUUCGUUUGGAACAAUCUUAAAAAGUUCGGGACUCGAAGUCACAUCAAUUAAAAUCGAUCCUUACCUGAACGAAGAUGCUGGUACUUUUUCACCUUAUGAACACGGCGAAGUCUAUGUAUUAGACGACGGGGGAGAAGUAGAUCUGGAUCUUGGCAAUUACGAAAGAUUUCUGGAUAUAAUUUUACAUAGGGAUAAUAACAUAACCACUGGUAAAGUCUAUAAAAAUGUUAUUGACGGAGAAAGGAAAGGCACAUAUUUAGGAAAGACAGUUCAGGUUGUCCCCCAUAUCACUGAUGCUAUUCAAGAAUGGGUUGAAAGAGUCGCAACGAUACCUGUUUCUUUGAAUGGCAAGAUACCAGAUGUUUGUAUUAUAGAGCUCGGUGGAACAAUUGGAGAUAUUGAGAGUAUGGCAUUUGUAGAAGCUUUCAGGCAAUUUCAAUUCAGAGUUAAAAGAGAUAAUAUAUGUAUUGCUCAUGUUAGUUUAGUUCCUCAGCCUCGUUCUACAGGUGAACACAAAACUAAACCUACACAGUCCUCUGUAAGAGAGCUAAGAGGUUUAGGAUUGUCUCCGGAUAUCAUUCUGUGUAGAUCAGAAAAACCAUUUGGGCAUAGUGUGAAAGAAAAAAUAUCAAAUUUCUGUCAUGUAAAUCCAGAACAAAUUCUAAGCAUUCCAGACUUAUCUUCAAUUUAUGAAGUACCUGUUUUAAUGCAAAACUAUGGCAUGAUUGAAUACCUGAAUGAAAGAUUAAAUCUUGGUAUUGAAUCAUUUUCAGAAAGUCACAGAAAUAUGAAGAAAUGGAGGAAUUUGGUGGAACGAAUCAAACAUUUGAAAUAUGAAGUUAAAAUUGUUAUUGUUGGGAAGUAUACUCAGUUAGAAGAUGCGUAUGCUUCACUUCUGAAAGCCUUACAACAUGCAAGUAAUCAUUUGGGCUAUAAAGCUUCUGUUCAAUUCAUAGAAGCUUCGGACUUGGAAAAGGAUACUUUAUUAACAAAUCCAGUAGCAUAUCAUGAUGCUUGGAGGAAUUUAUGCAAGGCAGAAUGUGUAGUGGUGCCAGGAGGUUUUGGUAAAAGAGGAGUUGAAGGAAAAAUUGAAGCAUGUAAAUGGUGCAGGGAAAAUAACAAACCUUUCCUUGGAAUUUGUCUAGGCUUCCAAACUGCUGUCAUUGAAUUCGCAAGAAAUGUUGCAAAAAUGGAAGGAGCUCAUACUACGGAAUGUGAAGUUCCUACAAGUUAUCCAGUAAUCAUUGACAUGCCAGAACACAAUCCUGGUCAAAUGGGUGCGACAAUGAGGUUAGGAAAACGAAUUACGGUUUUCAAACCAGAGUUCAAUUCAAAAUUGAGGUAUUUGUAUAAUUCUCAGGAGAAAAUAGAAGAACGUCAUCGCCACAGAUAUGAAGUAAAUCCUGAAUAUGUAGAACAAUUGGAAAAAUUAGGUCUUCAAUUCGUUGGUGUAGACACAGAUCAGAAACGUAUGGAGAUUUUAGAACUUAAGGAUCACCCAUACUAUGUUGCUGUCCAAUAUCAUCCCGAAUAUCUUUCCAGACCUAUGGCCCCAUCUCCCCCCUUUAUUGGCCUUAUUUUGGCAGCUAAAGAAAAAUUGACUUCACACAUUGUAAAUGGUCACAAACUGUCCCCACAAGCUCAGUCUGAUUAUUAUGAUUCAGAUGAAGAUUUAGAAAAUUUGGCAACUAAACUAAAUGUAAACGAAUCUGAAAGCCUGAUUCGAUGUCAGGGAUAACAAAAAUACUAUCAGUCAUCAAAUUAGUCCAUUAUUUCAAAAAUUAUAGAGUAUAAACUGAAAUUUGAGAAAUUUUCCUGAUCAGCCAUGAUACUGCCUAGAAAGUCCAGUACAGCUACAAAAAUCGAUUUUAUUUCAGGGGUUUAUAACUUCUAAUUUUCGAGUUAAAACGUUUCUUGUAGAGGCCUAACUUUUAUUGCCUUCUUCCAAACUUUCAAGUACCAAAUUUUGAAAACUACCGAGACCAGGAACAAAAUAGUAAACGGAAUUAGAAUCUACAUUUCCGCAUCUUCUGAAUUCGCACAAAUCGAAGUCGCUAAUUUUCCAUAAGUAGCUACAUAAAAAAAAAAAUUUUUCCUACAACUGCUAUGAAAAGUAGCGUAAUUUUAUAAAACG
Messenger RNA from Harmonia axyridis, 2250 nucleotides. RefSeq names its product CTP synthase-like. The transcript is spliced from 2 exons. The record is from RefSeq and is a predicted model, not a curated record. The coding region runs from base 55 to 1854 and encodes 599 amino acids. NCBI's taxonomy places the organism in Eukaryota, Metazoa, Arthropoda, Insecta, Coleoptera, Coccinellidae. Gene Ontology annotation, biological process: pyrimidine nucleobase biosynthetic process; CTP biosynthetic process. Gene Ontology annotation, molecular function: CTP synthase activity; identical protein binding. Gene Ontology annotation, cellular component: cytoplasm; cytoophidium.